Messenger RNA from Hibiscus syriacus, 864 nucleotides. Its product is annotated as ras-related protein RABA1f-like. Gene Ontology annotation, cellular component: endosome. The transcript has 2 exons. The record is from RefSeq and is a predicted model, not a curated record. NCBI's taxonomy places the organism in Eukaryota, Viridiplantae, Streptophyta, Magnoliopsida, Malvales, Malvaceae. Gene Ontology annotation, molecular function: GTP binding; GTPase activity. Bases 101 to 754 code for a protein of 217 amino acids.
AUUGCCACCCAUCUCUGCUUUUUAUUAGAAUUACCUUACCUCCCCAAAAAUAAACCUAUCAUUUUUAUGCAAAUUCCAUAAAACAACCCGGCCACCCGAAAUGGCGGUGUAUAGAGCGGAUGAAGACUACGAUUAUUUGUUCAAGGUGGUGUUGAUCGGAGAUUCUGGUGUUGGGAAAUCGAAUUUGUUGUCCAGAUUUACAAGGAACGAGUUUAGCCUUGAAUCCAAAUCUACAAUCGGAGUCGAAUUCGCCACCCGAAGCAUUCGAGUCGAUGAUAAGGUCGUUAAGGCACAGAUUUGGGAUACCGCCGGACAAGAAAGGUACCGGGCAAUUACAAGUGCAUACUACCGUGGAGCUGUUGGUGCAUUACUCGUCUAUGAUGUCACUCGACAUGUCACAUUUGAGAAUGUUGAGAGAUGGUUGAAGGAACUACGAGGUCACACGGAUGCCAACAUCGUCAUUAUGCUUGUUGGUAACAAGGCGGACCUGCGACACUUGCGUGCUGUUACCACUGAUGAUGCUGAGGCCUUUGCCGAGAGAGAAAAUACCUUCUUCGUGGAGACAUCUGCCCUCGAGUCUACAAAUGUUGAGAGUGCGUUCACUGAUGUACUUAAGAAAAUAUAUCGUGUCGCCAGUCGAAAAGCACUUGAAAGAGGGGAUGAUCCUGCAACAUUGCCAAAGGGACAGUCCAUCAAUGUUGGAGGCAAGGAUGAUGUUUCAGCUGUAAAAAAUGCCGGCUGCUGUUCUACUUGAAUGUUAUAUGAUGUAUCCUCCAUUUUUCAUCUCUUUAAGCACAAGAUUUGAGAUUGAAAUCAAAAGAGAACAAAUCAGCUUCCAAAUUUCCCUUCAUUGGUCCCUUUAAA